GUGACGGAACUGCACCUCCUGGAGGGGCCGACCCCCGAGGCUGGCUGCGAGGGUGUAGGCGAGCAGCGGUGCGGGCCGAGCUCGGACUCGACAUGUAAUCAUGGACUGCAGGACCAAAGAAAAUCCAGAAAGAACAUUUGACUUGGUAUUGAAGGUGAAAUGUCCUGCUAUUGAAAAUGAAGAAGCAGUGGUACUAUGGAAAUUCCCAGAAGACUUUGGAGAUCAGGAAGUGCUACAGAGUGUGCCAAAGUUCUGUUUCCCUUUUGACAUUGAAAGGGUUUCCCAAAAUCAAGUUGGACAGCACUUUACUUUUGUGCUAACAGAUAUUGAAAGUAAACAGAGAUUUGGAUUCUGUCGUUUAACAUCGGGAGGCAAAAUUUGCUUAUGUAUUCUUAGCUACCUUCCAUGGUUUGAAGUGUACUACAAGCUUUUAAAUACUUUGGCAGAUUAUUUGGCUAAGGAGCUGGAAAAUGAUUUGAAUGAUAUGCUAAAAUCAUUAUACAGUCAACCUGUACCAAAGGCAAACAUUUCUGUCAGUUUGAAUGUGCAGUCUUACUUCAUUGCCCCGGAUUUAACUGGACUACCAACAAUACCUGAAAGUAGAAAUAUUACAGAAUAUUUUGUUGCUGUGGAUGUGAACAAUAUGCUGCAACUGUAUGCCAGUAUGCUACAUGAGAGGCGCAUCAUCAUUACUGCUAGCAAAUUAAGCACUUUAACUGCUUGCCUUCAUGGAUCAACUACACUAUUAUAUCCAAUGUACUGGCAACAUAUUUAUAUCCCAGUGCUUCCACCACAUCUACUGGACUAUUGCUGUGCCCCAAUGCCAUACCUGAUUGGAGUUCACUCCAGCCUCAUAGAGAGAGUGAAAAAUAAAUCAUUGGAGGACGUGGUUAUGUUAAAUGUUGACACAAACACUUUGGAAACACCAUUUAAUGACCUGAACAACCUACCAAGUGAAGUGGUCUCGGCCUUGAAAAAUAAACUGAAGAAGCAGUCUACAGCUACGGGUGAUGGAGUGGCUAGGGCCUUUCUUAGGGCUCAGGCUGCUUUGUUUGGAUCCUACAGAGAUGCACUGAGAUACAAACCUGGAGAGCCUAUCAGUUUUUGUGAAGAUAGUUUUGUAAAGCAUCGUUCCAGCUUAAUGAAACAAUUUUUGGAAAAUGCAGUGAACCUUCAACUUUUCAAGCAGUUUAUUGAUGGUCGACUGGCAAAACUAAAUGCAGGAAGGGGAUUCUCUGAUGUAUUUGAAGAAGAGAUCACUUCAGGUGGCUUCUGUGGAGGAAACUCAAGAUCUUAUCAGCAAUGGAUGCAUACAGUCAAGAAAGGAAGUGCAUUAUUUAAUACAGCAGUGACUAAAGCAACCCCUGCCGUACGAACAGCAUAUAAAUUUGCAAAGAAUCAUGCUAAACAAGGAAUAAAAGAAGUAAAGAGUAAACUAAAACACAGGGAAAAUGAAGAAGAUUAUGGAGCUUGCUCUGGUUCUGUACAAUAUACACCAAUGUACACAUUACACAGCGAAAAAGGUGGGAAACUAGAGAAGCGUAAACUAACACAGGCAUGCUUAAAAAGACCAGUUAAAAGUACUGACUGUGUCCUGUUUGAAGAUGAUGAUGAUGACAUGGACAGAGCUAGCAAGUUAUCAUCAGAAGACAGUGAGGAAGCUUCUGCUUAUUUUUAUGAAAGUGAUGAUUCUGUUGAAGCUAGAGUAAAGACUCAUUAUCCAGGUGAAAUGGACUUACUAGGAGAAAUUCUUGAUACUUUGAGUACACAUAGCUCAGAUCAAGGAAAGCUAUCAGCUGCAAAGAGCCUGGAUUUUUUUAGAUCAAUGGAUGAUAUUGAUUACAAGCCUACGAACAAAUCCAAUGCACCUAGUGAGAGUAAUCUGGCUGUACUUUGUAGCAAUUCUGAUGAUCAAGCUGAAUGGAACCUUGGUCAGGAUGAUAGUGCUCUCCGUGGAAAACAUCUCCCACCAUCUCCAAAGAAACAUGCUUCUUCUGCUGGUUUAACAGAAUCUCUCUUCAUUCUGAAAGAGGAAAAUGGUGAAAAACACCUUAGUGCCAACAAUGUGAAUUGCCCAGUGAUGGUGGUAAAUUCAACUUCUCCUGUAGAAUCAAUUUUACAACUUGAUUCUUCAGAAGAUUUACAAACAAAUAGUCCUUUCCAAGGAAAAACUGACAAUAAUGAAACACUAAGCCAUACCUCAGAUGAUCAACUUGAUCUCCGCCUUAGACGACACCUAUCUACACUAGUUCCUUGGGAAAAAGAUGGGAACGAAGUAAAGGAAACUUCUGGAGAUGUUGGACUACUUCAUGAAGUAGUGACAUUAUGUCAUAUGACAUCUGCAUUCCAUCAUGGUUUAAAUAUUUCAGAGGAUAACAGCAGUGGAAAUAAAGCUUAAGUUGAUUGUCAAAGAGGAGAUCACUUUCUUCAAAGGUUCAUAAGGAAUCCUCUUAGACUUUCAAGUUAUAUGUUAAACAAGUUUUGUAGGAAUCAUAAGUCUUAUAAUUUUGAAAUAGUUUGCGUUGGUACAUGAAUUUUGCCUGUUCAGUAAUUUAAUGGCUAUUUCAUCUAUUGAUUUGUUUAUUCAAAGUCUUAAAGAUAAAGCCAACAGUGCUGUUGUAUUCUUAAAUCAGGUACUAGUUUGUUGAGUCUACAUAUUUAAUUGAUUGCCCCUGGAAUAUGGUGCUUAAUGUCAUCCAUUUCAUUUAUCCAGAGGGAAACAUAUAUAACUUUCAGAUAAUCAAUUAGUACUGCAUCCAUUUGGUUGAGCAUGAGCUGAACAAGUUGUUAUAAAAUGAGCCUGAAAUUCUUAAAAUACUGAUCAGCAAAUUGCCUUAAUCUUAAGCCUAUAUUAAAUAUUACACAAUAAUCAUGAGUCAUUUAUAAGACUAUACUUGUCUUGGAAGGCAAAUGUUCUGAAGAGCAAUAAUGACUUUUUAUGCAUUGUGUCAAGGGCCAAAAGCACUUUUUCUAAAGUAAAAGAAUCUCAUAGAAAUGUUGCAUGUGAUUUAUAGAAAGAAAAAUAAGGCCAUGUCUUCCAAAAAUUUGAAAGGUACGAGCUUACCUUUUAUUCAGUAUAUGAAGUGCUGAAACAUAAUGUGAAGUGAAUGAACUUCUGUUUACAACUGAGACACUUUAGUUUCCUCUGCCCCCAUGUACAUCUCUACUAUCUAGGAGUCUUGAGAAAGGGAAAUAUGGUAUAAACUAAUUUAUAGACUAUGUUCAUUUUAUCAUUAUUUGCCAAUCUUUUGAAUACUAUUUACUUUCAAUUUUAACAUUUUUCUGGAUUUUGAAAUUUUGAAUUAGGUUUAACAUCUUCUUGGAUUUUGAAAAGAAAUAAUGAACUAUUUCAUAGUAAUAGGAUAAAUCCAAAAGUACAGCUAGAAAAAGUAGUGAAAUGUUAUGUUUAAAUUUUGCAGCUUUUUUAUAUUAUACACAAGGAUAUCAUUAGAAAGAAAAAGAAUGGGACAGUAUUUUUAGGAAAAGAUAAACAGUUUACUUGGAAGGGUUUUAAGAGGCAGUCUAAUAUUAGACCUUCACUAUGAAAUAUUUAUUAAGGGAAUACUUUUUCCAUGUAUGCUUGAUUUCUUAAGUACAUUUUUUAGUUACCAAAGACCUUUUUAAAAACUAAAAAAAAUCAUGCCAUUUGAGCAAAAACAUCAAUCAAAACAUUUGAGGAAAAAAAAAUUGUUGUUUUUUUCCCCAUCCACACUCCAAAAUUACAGUGGACAUUUUUAUAUCCAUUUAGGUUUCAAAUGGAGAGAAUAAUAUGUACACAGUACCUUUUAUGAAGAAAAAAUUUUUUUUGAAAUAUCUUUUUAUAAUACAAAAACUCAAGGCUUUAUUUAUCAAAUACUGUCUUAAUCUGCUCAUUCCAAAUUUUAUUAUAAUUUAUUAAAGUUAUAUGCAAUAUAACAAUUUAAGAAAAAAGAAUUGUAGAAUUGCCCAGUGAUUACCUCUGAUUAGUAAAUUUCAUCACCUAAGUUAACUGUGAUAAUUCUUAAAAAUGAAUUUUGACAUAAAGUAUUACUUUAGAAAUCAUUCACAUCUCUGAACCUUAUAAAAAAACUGAACUAUAGAAUAUACAAAAUUUGUUUUCCUCCAUUUGCUUAAUUACAUGAACCAUAAGUGUAUUUGACCUAUGUUUGCCUCCUAAAUCCUUCAGUCAUUGUACAAGGUGGGCAGUUAUAAAAAUGUGAUCAUUUUGCUGAAAAAUGUUUUGCCAUAAAUAUCUAAAUUACAUAUUUGAUUAAAUGAUUUAAGGUACAUUUUUAAGAUUGUAUAAGUUAUUUUUUUUAGUUUCAAUGAUUUUUAAAGGCUAAAAUUUGUGCCUUACUUAAAACAUAAAAUUGAUAGUUGUUCAUAAAUUUUAAAUCCUUUGCUACUGCCAAAAUAGCCAAAAAAGUAGUCAACACUGGUAUUUCAAGCCAUUAAUUUAUACCUAUAUUCAUGUAGUCAGUAUGUCUUCAUAAUGUUGUAGGUAAUUUAAUAACAAUAGUCCAGGAAAUAAACUAAUCUUAAUUUCUUCUUUUUUUCUUGUUUUUUAAAAAGUAUUGAUGAUUGAUGAUAAAAUCGAAAUUGAAUUUAUAAAUUUCUCUCUUCUAUUGAAGAAAAUUGCCAUGAAAGAAUUUUUAGAGAAAUUAGGAUUUUAUUGCCUACCACGAAUUCCCUUUUGAAUUUGCUAUUCUUCCUCAGCAAAGUCUUGGCCAUUAUUUAAUUGAUGUCCACACAGAGUUUUGUAUGUUUUAGACUUUGAUCCAAUUGUCCUGUUAUCAGAUAUACUGUAUUUAAGAGGAAAGAGGAAGGAAAGGAAAAUUAGAAACAGGAAAAUGGCAGACUUAGAAACUGUAAUUUUGUUUUAAAAAGAAGUGACACAUUUAAUGAUUAUAUCUUUUUGAGUAUAUCUUUACUUAUGUAAAGUUAUAAAUAUAGAACAGGAUUUUCUUUUGUGAUUAAAUAUUUAACAUUUCAGUCAUUCAGUAAAUAUUAUUUGAGUACCAAGUAUGUGUAAGGUAUUUUGCUAGACUGUGGAGAAUUUAUAAAAUUGUACUGAUGACAAUCGUUGCCCUCAAGGAAUUUGCAGUCUAAGGUAAAAUGAAAAGUAUUUCAUAUCCUUAAGGUAAUAUUAAUUUUAUCUAAUAAGCAUUAAUUUAUCUAAAAAGUGUGAUCAUCAAUUUUUAAAAAUUGUAUUUUGUGUAGAAGUCACUAAAAGGUUCAAAGUUUUCUCAGAAAAAAAGUAGGGAAAGGCUUCUGUAAAUGAUCAAACUAAAGAAUCUUGUGACUAAAGAUCUUUAGAAGGUUUUCCCAGCUUUAAGCACUCAUUUUGGUAUAAUAUGCUACUAUAAUGUUGACUUCCAAGACUGUCAUUAAAGUCUAUUGAAUGAGAAUAUCUUUUUAACACAAAUUGUACUAAAUUAUUGUAAAAGUUUAAUCAAGAAAAAGAGACCUGCUGUUGGUCUUUAUGUCAAUAUGACAAAUUCAAAUUAAUAGAGGUUCCCUUUUUUAUGGAUUGCCUCUUAGUCUAUCAGUAAAAAACACAUUCAUCCCUUUAUCUGAUGCAUAAUUUUUACUUAAUACUGUAGUAGUCUUACUAUAUACCUUCGGGAAUGCCAUUGAAUUGCAUCGUUUUUUUGGAAAACUGGGUAGAUUUAUAACAAAGGCAAAAGUUAUAUUUACCAAGAAAGACACAAUAUAAGUUUAUUUGUUUUUUAAAAUAUGUCUUAUUAUUCUAAACAAAUUAGCUACCCUAAAAUCAGCUAUUUUGGUUUUGUUCUUGUUUUUGUUCAUUUUGAAACACCUUGCUCCUUGGUAAAUCAGAAAAUAAAUUCAAGAAUGUUAAAUUCAGGUUUUAUUGCCCAAAACAAAGAACCCACAGACACAUACACAAAGAACAUUCCCUCAUAUACACUUCUAAGGUAGGGAAUAUUUUCAAAAAAAUCCUUGUAUCAGUAUUGCCACUUUUCCCAUCUAGAUUCCAAUAAUAAUGUUUCUUUUUUUUUUUUAAGAGAUGGUGUUGCUUUUUUGAACAAUUUAAUAUUUUGAUCUAGUUGUAAUAGGAAAUUAUGUGGCUUUAUAGGGAAGUGUAUUAGAUUUUAAAAUUAAUAGGAUUUUGUGCAAUAUUUUUUCUUUAAUAAUUUAGUUGAAACAAAAACAUAGAUCUGUUUUCUAGAAGAUAAAGGUCACGUUUUUCAGUUAUGUACAAAUAUAUGUAGCAUUGUUCAUUGUGAUUAUGGAAGAAAAGUAUGUGAUGUAUGUUGUUGGUAGACAAGAUGUUGUCAUUUAUUUAAAAUUAAUAUGCGCCUCACAUUGUGGUGUAAUAAUGGUCUUAGCAACAGGAAAAUAUGCAAUAAGAAAAUAAUGUACCUAAGAUUAAUACAUUUAGUACCAUGAAUCAAAAAGUAUUAUACUUUGUAACAAAUAUGCUUAAUCAAAUGUACAUUUAAGAUUCUAAUUGCUGUAUUUGUCAGGUAAUUCCUAAGCAAAUUAUUCAUUUCUGCACCAUCUAAAUUACAUAGUAUUUUUAUGGCGAUGAACACAUAUUCAGAUUGUGACAUCCCUUAUUGUGAUAUGUCUUUGCUAAGGUUCAUAAAGGGCAUUGCUUAUACUUUUUGAUUCUCUGUAAAUUAGGUGAAUUUUUCUUGUAUGUAUGUACAGUUUGUUUAACCCUAGAGCUUCUAUAGAUUCCUACUUUUAUUAUACUUGAAUAAGGUAAAAAAGCACUGUGGAAAAUCUGUAGUUCUGGAUGCAAUAUGCAAAUACACCAAACAAACAAAUCAGGUACUGUAUAAUUAAGAUAAUCUUUUUUGUUUCACUUCAGUGUUUUGCAUUCAAGAAUCUAUGUGUAAAAUAUAUUUAGUUUUAAAAAAUC
Messenger RNA from Sarcophilus harrisii (Tasmanian devil), 6868 nucleotides. RefSeq names its product DENN domain containing 1B (gene DENND1B). Gene Ontology annotation, cellular component: intracellular membrane-bounded organelle; cytosol; nuclear speck. Gene Ontology annotation, biological process: T cell receptor signaling pathway; endocytic recycling; endocytosis. The record is from RefSeq and is a predicted model, not a curated record. The transcript has 22 exons. Gene Ontology annotation, molecular function: phosphatidylinositol phosphate binding; guanyl-nucleotide exchange factor activity. Lineage: Eukaryota; Metazoa; Chordata; Mammalia; Dasyuromorphia; Dasyuridae. Bases 101 to 2398 code for a protein of 765 amino acids.